Messenger RNA from Peromyscus leucopus (white-footed mouse), 1732 nucleotides. RefSeq names its product chromosome 7 C19orf38 homolog (gene C7H19orf38). Lineage: Eukaryota; Metazoa; Chordata; Mammalia; Rodentia; Cricetidae. The transcript has 5 exons. The coding region runs from base 142 to 840 and encodes 232 amino acids. The record is from RefSeq and is a predicted model, not a curated record.
GAGACUCACUGACCAACAGCACACCCUGAGGGCUCUCCAAGGUGAAGUCCACGUCCAGUCCAGCUCCUCCAAUCACCUGAAGAGCAGGGCUGGCAGGGAGCCCCAGAUCCUCGUGGCCUCAGCCAGCUUUCCCAGCCCUACAUGGGAGGAGAGAUGCCCUGGACCAUUCUGCUGUUUGCAUCUGGCUCCUUUGCCAUUCCUGCACCGGCCAUCUUCCUGGUGCCCCCCUACCCAAGCAGCCAAGACGACGCCAUCUACAUCUCAUGUACAGCCCCAGAGGACUUCCUCGGGGCCAAUUUCACCCUGUUCCGAGGGGAAGAGGCAGUCCAGCGUCUGCAGGCCCCCGCAGAUCAGCCCGGCGUGACAUUCAAUGUGACUCGUGGUGGCAGUGAGGCUGCUGGGGGUGACUUCCGCUGUCAGUACGGCGUGAUGGGUGAGCACAGCCAGCCCCAGCUGUCCGGCCUCAGCCAGUCAGUGCAGGUCUCCUUUCCAGUCCCCACCUGGAUCAUGGUGCUCUCCCUGAGCCUGGCUGGAGCCGUCCUCCUCCUCCUCGCAGGGAUGGUGGCUAUCGCUGUGGUGGUCAGGAAAGUUUCUCUGUGUAGCCCUGGCUGUCCUGGAACUCGUAGGUGGCACCACUUGCUGAGUAGCUGGGAAUAUAGCGGUUGCUGUCAUAUUGUCAUCCUAAGGUUGCUAAGGCUUAGCUCAGUGCGGGGUGCUUGUCUCAUGUGCAUGAGGCCCACGGUUCAAUCCCCACCCCCCACAGGGUUUCUCUGUGUAGACCAGGCUGGCCUGGAACUCACAGAGAUCUAUCUGCCUCUGCCUCUGGUGUGCUGGGAUUAAAGGCCUGUGCAACUACCUAAAACCCACCCUGAAAUUCAUAGUUUUUAAGAAAAACACUUUUACAUGUUUACACAAUUUUGAAGAUUUUGUUUGUUUGGAUUUCACUUCAGAGCCCAGGCUGGUCUGAAGACCUGCCAUCUCCCAUAUAGAUCAGGUUGGCCUUGAAAUGUAGGUAAUCCUCCUGCCUCUGCUUUCAGUUUGAAGGGAUUACAGCAGUGAGCCACCACACUGGUAACUUGGAGUUCUUGUUUUUUAAAUGAACAUACAUUUCUCGUAAGUCAAGUACAAAAAUAAAUAAGGGCAGUAAGAUCGCUAAGCAGACAAAGAUGCUUGCCAAGCAUACCUACACAAGUUCCAUCCCUGGGGCUCGUGGCAGGACGGCUGCCUCCACAGGAUUUCCUCUGCCCUCUGCAUAUGCCUCUGGUGUGUGUACCCACACCCAUACAAGAACAUGCACACACAGAGUAAAUAAAGGUUAAAAAGAAAAACCCACCUAAAAUGUAUGGGGUGACGUGGUAGUACACACCUGUAAUUCCAGAACUCAAAGGCUGUGGAGGAGGACUGUGGUUUAGAGACCAACCCUGGCUAGACCCCGUCUCAAAGAAACAGAUCAAGGGUGAUGCCACACACCCAUAAUUCUAGCAUUUAGCUGGUAGAAGUAGGAGGACCAGGAGUUCAAAGCCAGCCUUGGCUACAUAGUGAGUUCAGGUUAGCCUGAGCUAUACGGGACUGUUUUAGAAAACUAAGUGAAGGUGGGCAUGUUGGUACAACCUUUUAAUCCCUGUACUCAGCAGGCAGAUCUGUACCUACAGUCUAAUCUACAUCGUGAGUUCCAGAACAACCAGAGCUACAUGUGAAACCUUGCCUAGAAAACAAAACUACCGCAAAAAAA